AUUAGAGAAAAAAAAUGCCUUCCACGUACACACACUCGCUCUCAGUAAUAGCGUAUGGUUGCCGCUAUCGUGCGCCUAUAAAGCUAUCGUUAUCAUAUUUUACUCCGCGACACCUCCACUCUCACCGCCGUCUCACUAUAUCUCAAUCGCCGCUUGUCUCCGCCCUCUCAGCGACCGCUUUUUUCCUUCGUUCUAGCCUCCCUAAUACUCACAUCUUCACGGGGAAUUCUCUCUUCUCACGCAUGGAGGUUCUGAGAUGGGGCUUCCUGUUACCUCUUACUUCAAUAUUGUUUUAUGUUUCUCAACAGCGAUUCUGGACUGGAAGUGGAAUCAAUACAAACAAAAAAAUGGUAGAGUAUUUGCAGAGUCAUGGAGUGAUUAGGUCGAAUAAAGUAGCCGAAGUAAUGGAAACUAUUGACAGGGCUUUGUUUGUGCCUGAGGAUGCCCCACCAUAUAUGGACAGUCCCGUGCAGAUAGGCUACAAUGCCACAAUUUCUGCACCUCAUAUGCAUGCUACAUGCCUCGAAUUGUUGGAAAACCAUUUGAAGCCUGGCAUGCAUUCUUUGGAUGUUGGCGCAGGAACGGGGUAUUUGACUGCAUGCUUUGCUAUCAUGGUUGGACCACAAGGUCGUGCAGUUGGGGUGGAACAUAUUCCUGAGUUGGUUGAAUCAUCUCUUCAAAAUAUCCAGAAGAGUGCAGCAGCUUCACUAUUGAAAGAAGGAUCCCUUGUGAUGCAUACUGGUGCUUGCAAAGUGAGGAUGUUCUUGCGGUCAACAGACAUGACAGUGGCUGUUUAUUCAUUGCUGCAUAUUUCUUCACCAUAUGGCAGGCUGGGCUGGCCUGAGUAUGCACCAUAUGAUGCUAUUCAUGUAGGAGCUGCGGCACCAGAAAUUCCCCAAGCACUGAUCGAUCAGUUGAAGCCUGGCGGCAGGUUGGUGAUCCCUGUGGGGAACAUUUUCCAGGACUUGCAGGUUGUGGAUAAGAACCCAGAUGGUUCACUAAGCAUUCGAAGUGAGACUUCUGUUCGUUAUGUACCAUUGACAAGUCGAGAUGCUCAAUUACGAGGUUAAGGGUUGUGGUAUUAGUUGGGUAGAUAUCCUGUGGUUCUGAACACGUAAUAAGGUUCUUGUUGUUCAUAUGCCUUCUACUUCAGUUUCUUGUAAAUCUUCAUUGCUUAUAACGUCGACCGUACAUUGCUUGCAAAUGACUCCUCUCAAAAAUAAAAUAUUUCAACUGUUCAUAGUUAUCA
Molecule: messenger RNA, 1249 nt
Organism: Olea europaea var. sylvestris
Lineage: Eukaryota; Viridiplantae; Streptophyta; Magnoliopsida; Lamiales; Oleaceae
Product: protein-L-isoaspartate O-methyltransferase 1-like
Exons: 5
Coding region: 15-1070 (351 amino acids)
Biological process (GO): protein modification process
Cellular component (GO): cytoplasm
Molecular function (GO): protein-L-isoaspartate (D-aspartate) O-methyltransferase activity
Source: RefSeq, a predicted model, not a curated record